Messenger RNA from Equus caballus (horse), 4590 nucleotides. The record is from RefSeq and is a predicted model, not a curated record. Lineage: Eukaryota; Metazoa; Chordata; Mammalia; Perissodactyla; Equidae.
CCGCUAUGCCACCAGGCUGGCCCUCGGACUCCAUUUUUAAAUGGUGCCACUAUAGUCAGUUUUGACACAAUUAGAAAGAGGGACUGGGAAUUCACUGGACUGCGGGCUGAUCUUGGAGUAACAAGCCUUUCACCUACCACCUGGUAAAAAGAAUCAAUUAAUCAAUUAGGGCCUGCCUGCCAAUUCUUUCAGCCAAGAAUUUCCCUGCAUAGCAAGACGAUGCAGGGGGUAGAGGGAGCUAUGGGGGUGUUUGACAGAGGCCAGGAAGGAUUCUUGGAGGGGAUAUGUUUUCCAUAGAGGGAGGAGGACCCAGGAACACGCUGCCUGAGGGGAUGGCAUGGUGGGGAGUGAGGCUGGGCAGGGGGAUGCUGGUGGCUGGUGCAGUCCCACUGGUUUGGGGGACCAAACCCUUGGCUCAGGUGGUGAGGAGGUCCGAGCACAGAACGGGUUACUGUGGUCCACUGAGGUGGGCAGAGCAGGGAGCAAGGUGUCUUUUCUUUGAAAAAAAUUUUAAAUUGUCAUAAAAACUACAAUAUAAAAUUGAGCAUCUUAACCAUUUUUAAGUGUACAGUUUCCUACAGUAGGGGUAAGUAUAUUCACAUUGUUGGAAGACAGAUCUCCAAAACUUUUUCAGCUGGUAAAACCAAAACUCUAAACCCACUCAACAACAGCUCCCCACGUGCCCUUCUCCCUGGCCCCGGCAACCACCGUUCGACUUUCUACUUCUAUGCAUGUGACCACUUUAGAUACCUCACAUAGAUAGAAUCUCGGUGUUUGUGUUUUGGGGACUGGCUUAUUUCACUUAGCAUCACAUCCUCAUGGCUCAUCCAUGUUGUAGCGUGUGUCAGAAUUCCUUCCUUUUUAAGGCUGAAUAAUAUUCCAUUGUACAGAUGUGCCUCACUUUGUUGAUCCAUUCGUCUGUGGAUGGACAGUUGAAUUGCUCACACCUUAUGACUAUUGUGAAUAAUGCUGCUAUGAAUGUGGGUAUGCAAAUACCACUUUGAGGCCCAGCUUCAUUUCAUUUCAUUUCUUUGAGUAUAUACCCAGGAAUGCAAUGGCUGGAUUGGAGGAAUGCUUUUGAACCCAGGCUGGCUGGCCCAGCCCAGCCCUCCAACAUUGGAGAGACAGACGAGGCCCGACUCUGCUGUCACCAUCAGCCAUACCCAUUUCCACAGCAUAAGAACACUGUGCCCAGGUUCUGGGCAGCCACUCCAGCCCAGUGCAUGACCCACCUGCCCAGGCCAAGCCUAGUGAGAAGCCAUGUGGCUUCAGACCCAGGCCCCUCAGCACCCAGAGUCCAGGCUGGCCACUGCUGGCUCUCAGGAAAUACUGAACAAAUCAGGUGAGAAGAGGGAGGGUCACCCACACUGCGGGAGCAGAGGGUUGGGAGUGGCCCCGGCAGAACUUUGCAAAUGCUCCUCACCCAAGGCCUUGUGCCCCAUAAUUCCCACUUUACCCUGGGGACUCUGCUGUGAGGGGUGGACCUGCCUUUCUCAGGACCCCUGCCCUGAGGCUCGCUCAGCCACACCCUGCCACUUCCCUUCUGCCUCAUAGCUUAAAGUCACAAGGCAGGGGUGGGGUCAAGGUGGCUGCCUGGGGCACUGGGAGGGACAGGGAGCCUUUUACAGACAGGGAGAAGUCCUCCCCUGCUUUCAGCCCAGGCAGCUUGUAGUGCAACUGGUACCCUGGUGUCCCGUGUCUCCCGACUCCCAGCCUCGCUGUCCUCCCGCCAUCCCACAGGCAUGCGGGGAGCCUGGGUGCUGUUGCUGCUGCUUGGCCUGAGGCUACGGCUCUCCCUUGGGGUCAUCCCAGUUGAGGAGGAGGACCCGGCCUUCUGGAACCGCCAGGCAGCCCAAGCCCUGGACACCGCUAAGAAGCUGCAGCCCAUCCAGACGGCCGCCAAGAACCUCAUUAUCUUCUUGGGGGACGGGAUGGGGGUGCCCACGGUGACAGCCACUCGGAUACUGAAGGCGCAGAUGGAUGGCAAGCUGGGACCCGAGACGCCCCUGGCCAUGGACCACUUCCCCUACCUGGCUCUGUCCAAGACAUACAACGUGGACAGACAAGUGCCGGACAGCGCAGGCACAGCCACGGCCUACCUGUGCGGGGUCAAGGCCAACUACCAGACCAUCGGUGUGAGUGCGGCCGCCCGCUAUAACCAGUGCAACACGACGCGUGGCAAUGAGGUCACCUCCGUGAUGAAUCGAGCCAAGAAAGCAGGGAAGUCAGUGGGGGUGGUGACCACCACCAGGGUACAGCAUGCGUCGCCAGCCGGCACCUACGCGCACACGGUGAACCGCAACUGGUACUCGGACGCUGACAUGCCUGACGAGGCGCUGAAGGAGGGCUGCCAGGACAUCGCCACGCAGCUCAUCUCCAACAUGGACAUUGAUGUGAUCCUGGGCGGAGGCCGCAAGUACAUGUUUCCCAAGGGGACCCCAGACCCUGAGUAUCCGAAUGAUGCCAGCCAGAACGGAACCAGGGUGGACCAGCGGAACCUGGUGCAGGAGUGGCUGGCCAAGUACCAGGGUGCCCAGUAUGUGUGGAACCGCACGGCGCUCAUCCAGGCGUCCCAGGACCCCUCUGUGACACACCUCAUGGGCCUCUUUGAGCCAGAGGACAUGCAAUAUGAGGCCCAUCGAGACCUCACCCUGGACCCAUCCCUGACGGAGAUGACCGAGGCAGCCCUGCGUGUGCUGAGCAGGAACCCCAGUGGCUUCUACCUCUUCGUGGAGGGGGGCCGCAUCGACCAUGGUCACCAUGCUGGAACCGCUUACCUGGCGCUGACCGAGGCCACCAUGUUCGAUGAUGCCAUUGACAAAGCCAGCCAGCUCACAAGUGAGGAGGACACACUGACCCUUGUCACCGCUGACCACUCUCACGUCUUCUCUUUUGGUGGCUACACACUGCGUGGGAGCUCCAUUUUAGGGCUGGCCCCCAGCAAGGCCUCCGAUGGCAAGGCCUACACCUCCAUCCUGUAUGGCAAUGGCCCAGGCUAUGUGCUCAGUGGUGGUUCCCGGCCUGACGUCAACGAGAGCCAGAGCACCCCAGUGAUGAGGAUCAAGUCUGCCCCAGGGAAAGAAGCCCAAGGCGUCCUGCCCUACAUACCGAUCCAUAUCAUUCUCCAGGAAGCAUAAGACGUCCUGACCUGAUCUGACCUGAUUCCCAUCCCAAGUUAGAGGACCACCUGAUAACCAGACCCCACCUGCACUGAUUCCAUUUUAAUAACUUUUUUACAUGACCUUUCCUUUGUCUUGUGAAGAAAUAUCUUACAUACGUAUGCCUUAUAAUUUUAGCCCUGCCCUCACCCAUUGCAGCUCUUACUGCCCAUGGGUCCCAUCCCGGUGUCUGCAGCUCUUCACUGCCCAUGGAUGCUGUCCCCAUGCUAUUCUCUGAAUAAAAGAGCACUAUUACCAGAACUUGAGAGUCCAAGAAAUCUUUCUUUGGACUCUUUGGCUUGCCGAGCCUGCAUCACCAGUACGUAGUUAAUAUAUCCUGGUUGUAAGUUGUUCUAGUUUUUCUAUGUGAGCCACCACCACAGCAUCACCACUGACAGACAGGUGAUGUGGUUCCAUGCCCAAGAAGCAAACCCUGGCCACUGAGGUGGUGAGUGCCAACUUUAACCACUAGGCCAUCAGGGCCGGCUCCCAAGUUUUUUAAAUGUGUAGGCAUGAGGGGUUUUAUGAGUCCAACGUACUGUUGGCCAAAAUAUCACCUGUCCAUGGAAAUAUUGUCAAACAUCUGUUUUAACACCUUUACUUAAAUGGGGCUGAUGCACAGAAAAGGCAUUUAUCUUUUCAAGCUUUUUCCAGGGUGCCUACAAAUGACAGCUCUUGUCACCUUGCGGACUGUCAGCACCUUGGUCUUUAUGAAGGAGGAAAGUUAGAGAGUUAGCAAAGAAAGAGAGAAGGAGAAUUCACGGCAGCCCUGAAAUACUUUCCCUUAGAGGUGACUUGUCCUGUUGGUCGGGAGAGUUUUCUUGGUCCUGCCGAAUCUUAACCAAGUAUCACAAACCAUCUACUCUACUAGGACAAUCUUGGGGUUUUUUUGUUUUUAAAGAUUGGCACCUGAGCUAACAUCUGCUGCCAAUUUUUUUUUUUCCUUUUUCUUCUCCCCAAAGCUCCCCGGUAUAUAGUUGUAUAUUUCAAUUGCAGGUCCUUGUACUUGAAGCAUGUGGGAUGCCGCCUCAGCGUGGCCUGAUGAGCGGUGCCAUGUUUGCGCCCAGGAUCUCAACGGGUGAAACCCCAGGCCACAGAAGCCACAGGGUCAACCCCCAAUCUUGGUUUUAUGGUUAACACCACUGAUGGCUCUGACAGCAUCUUAUGUGCCCUCAAGGCUUCCAGUUCUUUUCUGCAGUGGUUUGACUGGGGAUAGGCCAAUGAGUGAGCUUUGCAGGUGUUGCUGUCACCCAGAGAAGUCCCUAAAACAUUUUCCAUGUCUAAUACUUGGCUUCUAAGUUGUGCUUACUUAUAGGAACCAAAGAAAAACAUCGUCAGAUGGUCAAACUGCAGAACCGGUCUGACAAAUAAAAAUGGCAAGCAAUAGGAUAUAUUGGAGUAUAUGAGGAAGCCAUUUGGUGUAAACCUAAUU